Messenger RNA from Spodoptera exigua (beet armyworm), 5052 nucleotides. NCBI's taxonomy places the organism in Eukaryota, Metazoa, Arthropoda, Insecta, Lepidoptera, Noctuidae. The record is from the annotation of a GenBank genome assembly.
AUGAUGCUGAGCCCAAAGAUUCAGCGGUCGGUGCGUGUGAACGAUGGUCAGCUGUUAGCCCUUUCUGAUAGGGCGCAGUAUGACCACUCACAGACUGGCUAUCUCCACAAACGGAGUUCCGACAACACAAAAUGGCAGCUACGAUGGUUUAUACUUUAUCAAAAUAUGUUGUUCUACUACGAGUCGGAGAACAACACGCGACCAACCGGCGUGCUGAUGCUGGAGGGGUCCUACUGCGAGCGACUAAGCAAGGCGCCCAUGGAAAGGAAUGCUUCUUUCUGCUUCGUGAUAUCAUAUCGUCGUGAGAGUCAGCGGCAGUAUGAGCUGCGCGCUGCUUCCGAAGUCGACUGCGUGCACUGGGUCGACGCCAUACGGGAAGCCAGAAGGUGCACUCAUGUUGUUUUUGAAGAAUUUGACUGUUUUGUUGUGUCUCCGGAGCUACUGGUUCGGGUUCAUGGUUACAGGCUAAAAAAGUUAUUAAGCAGAGCAGAGCGCGAAUUGCUUAUCGUAAAAAGGUCCUAUGUGUGCGAGAGCCAUGCUUUUUUAUGGCAUAGGUCGGCAAACGAGCAAACGGAUUACCUGAUGGCCAGCAACGCACUGGUAACUCCUUUCGUGUUGCGGGUGUCCAUGGGCGGCGCUGAAUGCUUACCGUUAGGGACACCGGGACCUCUUGAUAGACCAACUCUAGAGCCCCUUUGGUGCGCCUUGCGCGCCGUAACGCUUGUUACGGCACAUCUCCAUCGAGAGGUACGUGACCUCUUUAACCGUCAUUGUGCACGGCGGCACGUGACCACUGUGCCACCGUCUUCCCUGAAGUCACUGGGGGCGCCUAGAUUCCUCAGUGCGCCCGUGACCUCGGUCUACCAGUACCUACUUCUAUCAGUAGACAAGCACCACAUGCGUAUUGUGAUUGUGAAUUGUGAGCGAGUAAAAGCAGAAACGGGACGCAUACACUCCCGCUUGUCACAUUUAUCGAACCGUGUUAAACUCAUCAUACCUUCGGAAACCAGUGAUAUUGAGAGACAUUUGACAUUGCUUAAGAACAUCCAGGAUGCCAUGACGUCACUACAGGAUCUUCAACAGGAAGAGAAUGAGGAAGAUGAUGCUAUUUCCGAACAUGACAAAGAUGUCUUACAAAAAUCAUUGGGUGAUGAGGCCAUACAGAUAAAGGAGCAAUUAGAAAAGUGCCGAAAUACUGUAAAGAGUGCCCCAAAACGUGACACGGAGAUAUACCGAAAUCGUGCCACGAAACCUGAUGUUGACGAUACGGAUGAACCGCGAACAACCGCAGAGAAACCUAAUUUUUGUUCACGUCAUCCAGUGCGUAUUGUGAUUGUGAAUUGUGAGCGAGUAAAAGCAGAAACGGGUUUCAACAAACUGCUACUGCAAAAGGAGGAGUUGGAACAGAAGCAGCUGCAUCUCCUGCAAGUGGUGGAGAGUGAGAGGACUUCGAGGUGGCAGUACGCGCAGCAGUGUGACGAACUUGCUAGCGAGGUCAAGAAACUUAGGACUGAGUUAUGCACAUACAAGAAGGAACAUGAGCCGGCUACCCGUGCAGCCUCCACCUCCAGCUCUUCGCCCAGCCAUUCGCCAGAAAUAGACCCAGCCGAACUAAGAAAGAUCAAGAAAGUCCAGAGCUUCUUCCGGGGAUGGCUAUGCCGUCGUCGCUGGAAGCAGAUAGUCGACGAGUACAUCAAGAGCCCCCACGCUGAAAGCAUGCGCAAGAGGAACAGCCUCGUCUUCAAAAUGGUGGAGGCUGAAGAGGAGUAUCUCGAACAAAUGGAGAUAUUGGUGACCUGUUUUCUCCGGCCCUUCAAAAUGGCGGCCAGCUCGAAGAAGCCGCCCUGCACCCACGAGGAUGUGAACUCCAUCUUCUUGAACAGUGAGACGGUGCUGUUCCUUCAUCAGAUAUUCUUCAAGGGUCUCACCUCGAGGAUGGAGUCCUGGCCCACAUUGGUCUUAGGAGACCUAUUCGACAUGCUCCUCCCGAUGCUGACCAUCUACCAGGAGUACGUGAGGAACCACCACUACUCCCUACAAGUCCUGACUGAGUGCAAGCAGAGUCAGCCGUUUGCACAACUCCUGGCGAGGCUGGAGAGCAAGCCUGCGUGCCAGAGCCGAUCGCUGGAGACGUUCUUGACCUAUCCGAUGCAUCAGAUCCCGCGCUACAUAAUCACGCUGCACGAGCUGCUGGCGCACACGCCGCACGACCACGUGGAGCGCCGCAGCCUGCAACAUGCGCGCGCGCAGCUCGAAGAGCUUUCCCGCCAGAUGCAUGAUGAGGUUAGUGAAACAGAAAAUCUUCGAAAGAACCUGGCAGUGGAGCGCAUGAUCAUCGAAGGCUGUGACAUUCUUCUCGAUGUCAAUCAGGUCUUCAUACGCCAAGGAACUUUAUCCCAAGUAGUGGGUAAGGGUCGCCGUGCGACCUUGCAAGCCAGGCAAGCAUUCCUGUUCAGCAACCACCUGUUGCUGACGACGCGGGCUGCUGGCGGCAGGCUGCAUCUACCUCCAGCCGGACGACUGCCGCUGCAUGAUGCACUGCUCAUUGAGGAUCCGGCUAAUCAUGAUGAUGACGAUACCACAUCUGUCUGCUCAUCGCCUGGUGGUGACAUCUACCAAGGCAAGGACUUCAAGAUUCUUGUCGAAGUAAAAGGAGAACAAAUCUGUGCUCAUUUAGUCGCCGGCAGCGUGGAAGAGAAAGCUGGCUGGACGAGCGAGCUAGCGCAGUGCAUGGAGAGUGCAGCUCUUACAGAACUACUCCGAGCUUGUGGAGCCUGUGGGGCUGCCUCAGCCAGUCUACCAGCCUGCCGGUCAGACCGCGCACUGUUCACUGAUGACGUGGAUAUACGGUUCAGCAGGACUCUUAACUCCUGCAAAGUGCCUCAGAUCAGAUCAGCUACGCCACAACGGUUGCUGCAGAGGCUAACAGACCUUCGCUUCCUGUCCGUGGACUUCCUAAACACGUUCCUGCUGACAUAUCGGGUCUUCACUGAUGGCGUGACCGUGCUGGAAGCUCUGAAGCAGGUCUUCUAUGAGCAGUCGCAGCAGGAGAUGGAACUGGCUCCACCGCCUGACGCCACAAGGAAGACCAGUGCAGCAAGUUCUGUUUCUGGGUACGGGUCGGAGUACAGCGAUCGAGACUGGCAGUCCAGAUUCUGGCGAGCGUCGAGGAAAAGUGAAGAUGAAGAUAAAUUGUCACCUUAUUUGACGGCUCCAUCGCGACGAACUUCGACGGCUAGUAAGACUGAGGAGGAUAACAGUCACUUGACGAUACCAAAGAUAAUGGCCACGUCCUCAAGUAACGAGACAUUGAAAGGUACAUCACCAUCUUCACCUGGUGCUAUCAGCUCAGUCACUUUAGUAGGGAGUCCAAAGAAGUCCAGUCCUGUACAUGAAUCCACUCCUAAAAAGAAACCAGCUCCUAAAGACAACGAUGCAGCUGCAGCGCUUAUGAAAGAUGAAAGCAUAGAAAUGGUAGACCAGAGCGACGAAGAUGUGAAAUACAAAGAGGAAGAACAAGAAAAAAAUAAGAAGAAGCCUGAUGAUAAGUUCAAAAUAUCGCAAAGAUUCUCAGAGCGUGUGCGUACAAUGUCGGAGUCCCCUCGUCGUCUGCAGCCAUCGUCAGCAGCUUCCGAAGCUAGGCGCAGGUCCGACAGUGCCAGGGAGACUGCUGAGGCAGCCACUGCGGAGGAACCGAGGAGAGCUUCUGAUUCUGGCACUAGAUUCGCUGCUAGAAGAUCUGUAAGCGAACGCCGGUACACCAACUCAUCGAUCAACAGUGAGCGCCGCAGGUAUUGGGGCGGUUCCGAGCCACGGUCCUCCGUCACUUCUCAAGUAUCACAUGCCCAGAACUACCGACGUGAGACCAGCCAACCAAAAGCGGGUGUCGUGAUCACGUCGUUCAGACAAUCGCAUCGAAGGAGUAGCACGUCUACUGCAGCGGUGGCUUUUGCUGUGGCUACAUCAGCCUCUUCUAAUCCAAGAUCUCCACCACCUAAUUCGCCACCAGCUACUCGAAGGGACUCAGUUAUAUCUACUGCUGCAACUAUGAGAGUACUCAACGUUUUGAGGCACUGGAUUUCAAAACAUUCUCACGACUUUUGGUCCGAUGAGCGUCUUCGGGGUCUUACAAUGGACUUUCUGAAAGAGAUUGAAGGUAGUCCUGGGUUAUUACCGGCUGAGCAUAAGGCUGCAGCUCAACUUCUGCGUUUGUUGGAAAGGGCUCCAGAAAGAACGGUGGAUUUAAAGGCGUUGUUUGUUCCACCUCAUGUGCCAACAAAAGAGAGCGUAGAAACGUUAUCAGCGCUGGAAAUAGCAGAGCAAAUGACAUAUUUGGACUACCAAAUCUUCAGUUCAAUCAACAGCGAAGAGUUCUUAGGGCAGGCUUGGACGAAGGCAGACAAAGCUGAGAGGGCACCUCACAUCCUAAUGAUGACAUCACAUUUCAAUCAUAUCUCCAAUUUGGUCAUCUCAGAAAUUCUAAAGAAAUAUACAUUGGCCGGUCGUGUAGCAGCCAUUGAAAAAUGGGCUGCGGUAGCAGACAUAGCUCGUUGUCUGCACAACUUUAAUGGAGUACUGCAAGUAUGCGCAGCUCUGUCCAACACAUCCGUGUACAGACUUAAGAAGACUUGGGAAAAGGUUUCCAAGACCAGUAAACAAACUAUAGAGCGCAUGCAGACCAUUAUAUCUUCAGAAUGCCGAUUCAGGAUUUUACGGGACGCUUUGCACAGGUGUGAUCCCCCAUGCAUUCCCUACUUGGGGAUGUAUCUCUCAGACCUGUCGUUCAUCGAAGAAGGAACUACAAACUAUACACCUGAUGGUCUACUGAACUUCUCUAAGAUGCGAAUGAUAGCACACGUCAUUCGGGAAAUACGAAACUUUCAACAAACCCCUUACAAGAUUGAUCACAUACCAAAAGUAUGUGAUUUUCUACUGGACAACUCGCUGGUAAUUCCUGAGGAGAGGCAGUACACACUGAGCUUAGAGCUGGAGCCGCGUGUGUCGCGAGGAUCAGGAGCUGGUUUACCGGCGGGAGCCUCUCCGGGCUCCUAG